Molecule: messenger RNA, 7648 nt
Organism: Belonocnema kinseyi
Lineage: Eukaryota; Metazoa; Arthropoda; Insecta; Hymenoptera; Cynipidae
Gene: brat
Product: brain tumor protein-like
Exons: 3
Coding region: 1102-3456 (784 amino acids)
Biological process (GO): negative regulation of translation
Molecular function (GO): translation repressor activity; protein binding; mRNA 3'-UTR binding
Source: RefSeq, a predicted model, not a curated record
ACCCGCAUUUCAGUCAGUCAGUUCAGUUACCAACAGACUACGCGACUGUUUGCAUCGAGUGCUUUGGAGGAAAAAGUGAGUGCGCGUCAAGGAGUAGAAAGGAAGUAAGAAAAGAAAACGAAAAGGAAGAAGAGAGAAAGGGAAGUUGAACGUAAAUAAAAAAAAGGACUAACACCACUCACUGAACGGGGAUAAAACGAGACGAAGGAACGAAAGAGUCAUGUCGCGAAAGCAUUGCCUCUGAACAAAGGAACUUAACCUUUUCUUCGUCCUUCGUCGUCGUCGUUUCGUUUCGAAUCUGAACUUGUUCAGACACGUUUCGACGAGACUGAGAACCAUUUGAAAAAUUGAACAAAGAGGUUCUGACUCUAAACAAAAAAUACGAGAGACCCUGGAACUGAAAAAAAAUCCCUCAGGACGAGAAUCCCGACUCGAAAAUCCUGUUCAACCGUCCCUGCCGGUUUCCUUUGUUCGGGUCCACCGUUCGACGCACUUCAUUUUCGCGAGUGACAUUUCAAAUUCGAGAGGUUAUUUUCUUCUGUGAAAGUAGAAUUUAGACCUCGUGGUAUAAAAUUGAGUGAAAUUCAGUGUCUUUGGAGAUUUUGGAGUGGAUAUUUAGUUAAAAGGCCGGAUAAUCGGCGCGAAACUGGCGCUGCCGGCGACCUAACCUCACUCGAGAGCCCGCGUUCAGAUCGGAUUCGUUUCGUGUUCGGACAAGACCUAACGAAGGGAAAGAAAGGAAUUUUCAGAAGUGGAUAGCAGAGCUCUGAAUUUCUUUCAGUUAUCAAGAGGAAAAAUAGAGAGUGAACUUCACGGACGAGUUUUUGCAGCUUCCUUCGGAUUUUUAUCGCGAUUCACUUCCGGUGUGAUAUGUGCCACGAGACCCAGGAAGGAGAGUAAUUCCAAGGAGAAUUUUGUUGAUUGUGCAGUGCAAGCUUUUCAUCAACCAAGGAUUAUCCUCGUUAUAUACGGUGAGUUUACCGGAAUUACGAGCAUAAAUUGGUACCAACUCGGAGUUAUCCUUUUGGAUUUUGCACUUCUACCUUCACACAAGGGGUGCGAAACGUCAGGCAGGAUUUAAGGGAUGCCGGUUGACUGAAGAUGGCCUCUCCGACACCAUCACUGGAAUCGCGCGCGAAUUCCCUCGGCUCCCUGGCCUCGCUGUCUCCGCUAACGGUUAGCGGCAGUUCUCCACCAGCAAGCGACUCGGCGAUCUGCGACGUUGACAGCUGUGAUCUCUGUUUGGAUAGUGCAAAGCCCGGUGACGCACCCUGCCCACGCUGCCGAUUGGGAGGCGGUGGCGGCAACGGAGUUCGUUGCACCGGCUGCAAGUCCACCGAAUCUGACGCCGUAGCAAGGUGCUUCGACUGCGCCAAUUUCCUUUGUCCCAAUUGCGUGAUGGCUCACCAGUUUAUGCACUGUUUCGAGGGCCACCGAGUUCUAAAUCUCGGCGACUCGAAACUCGAAUCCAACUCGGUCAAUGACCCCAAGAAUAAUUUGGUCAUCAACGGUGGCAGCAAUGGCGAGAAGAUUCUCUUCUGUCAAGAUCACAAGACCGAACUCCUCAAGUACUUCUGCAGAGCCUGCACCGUUCCAGUUUGCAAGGAGUGCACCAUUUCCAAUCAUCCCAGUCCGCUUCACGAUUGUGCCCACAUCUCGGAAGUCGGACCACAACAACUUGCAGCCGUGUCGCGCGUCGUUCAAGAAUGCAAAGCGAAAGCUGCCGAUGUUAGAACGGCAGUGAAGGCGGCUGAACAUGGCGCGUCACGAUUGCAGGUGCAGUAUCACAAGGCUCAGAAUGAGAUCAACGACACAUUCCAAUUUUACAGAUCCAUGCUGGAGGAACGCAAGCAAGAAUUGCUCAAGGAGCUGGAAUCAGUGUUCUCCGCGAAACAGAUCUCUCUCGGUGUGGUGACGCAAAAGGCGAACGAAAUGGCCGACAAAAUCCAACAGACCUGCGAAUUCGUCGAAAGACUGACCAAGUACACAACAGUUGCCGAGGUGCUUAUGGUGAAGAAGCUUUUGGACUCGAAACUCCAACUUCUGUUGAGCUACACGCCAGACAUUGCAAGUCACAAUGCUGAUCUCGAGUUUGUCAGCAACUAUCAAGCAAUCCAAGUUGGUGUGAGAAAUACGUUUGGAUAUGUGCGAAGCAGCAGCGAGAGUAACGCCGGGCCCAGCAAGCAACCACCAAUUGCCAGACCCACAGCGCUCUCCAACGGAAGCAGCAAUGCAAGCAGUGGACCUGGAAGUGCAGGAUCCUUGGGCGGACUUUUGUUGGACCGACCUUACAGCAAUGGUCUCGUCUCAAGUCAGAAUUGCGUCUCGAAUUCGCCAUCGCCCUUCGAGAAUAACAGCGUCAUCUCCAAGAGGUUCAGCUCGGCCAACAGUCUUGGUCCAUUCUCCACAUCCAUCAGCGACAUCAACAUCAAUGGCAUGAAUCCUUAUGAGAAGUGGAGCAACGGUGGCAAUGACGCCUAUUCAGUUUCCGUCACGGCAAACGAUCAUUUCCCUCUGCCCACAGUAGCCACUGUAACAGCGGCUCCUGGUGACUCCGUCCUCGAUCUUACAUCGAAGCUCAUGUCCUCUGCGGCCAUAUUCCCGCCAAAGUCACAAAUCAAGCGACAGAAGAUGAUUUAUCAUUGCAAGUUUGGCGAGUUUGGCGUCAUGGAGGGACAGUUUACCGAACCGUCGGGAGUGGCUGUCAACGCACAAAAUGACAUCAUCGUCGCUGAUACAAAUAAUCAUCGAAUUCAAAUCUUUGACAAGGAAGGCAGAUUCAAGUUCCAGUUUGGAGAGUGCGGUAAACGAGACGGCCAACUGCUCUAUCCGAAUAGAGUCGCUGUUGUUCGCACAUCGGGUGAUAUCAUUGUCACUGAACGAUCGCCAACACACCAAAUACAGAUCUACAAUCAGUACGGGCAAUUUGUCCGAAAAUUCGGAGCAAAUAUCCUCCAGCAUCCGCGUGGCGUUACUGUCGACUCGAAAGGCCGCAUAGUUGUCGUCGAGUGCAAAGUUAUGAGAGUUAUCAUAUUCGAUCAGGGCGGCAAUGUGCUUCAGAAAUUCGGCUGCUCGAAGCAUCUCGAGUUCCCGAAUGGUGUCGUUGUCAAUGACAAGCAGGAAAUCUUUAUAAGCGACAACAGAGCCCACUGUGUCAAAGUUUUCAAUUACGAGGGCGCUUACCUCCGACAAAUUGGCGGAGAGGGUAUCACCAAUUAUCCUAUUGGCGUUGGCAUCAACGCAGCUGGCGAGAUUCUGAUUGCGGACAAUCACAACAACUUCAAUCUGACCAUCUUCACCCAGGACGGUCAGCUCGUCUCGGCUCUUGAGAGCAAAGUGAAGCACGCCCAGUGCUUCGAUGUGGCGCUGAUGGACGACGGAUCUGUUGUCCUUGCAAGCAAGGACUACCGACUCUACAUCUACCGCUACGUCCAGGUUCCGCCAAUUGGCAUGUAGACCAACGAGUGAAGAUUACGUUCCGCAUCCAGUGGACCUUUUUUUACUUGCCCAUCUACCUAUCCGCCUAAACGCCUACCUUGACUCUUGUACACCCAAUUCUACCUACGUCGUCUUGCCUGUCUGUCUUGCUAUGAUAGAGUCGAGUGCUGCUCUUGAAUGAAGAGUUGAUAAGGCGCUUUCAAUAGACUAAGGCGCAAUGAUAGAGAGCGCCCACUAGCGUUCUCAAGCCGACCUAAUAGGCACGCAUACGCGAGGAAAUGACGCGUGUACUUGAUGAUAAUAAUAAGCCAUCACGUAAUUAUUAACUGACCUACGUACACACGCGCGAAACUUACUUGUUAAUGUUGUUAUAACUGAAAAUACUGUUGUUGUUGUUUAGUUGUAGAGCUCGCCGCCGCUAGUCACUUUUCCCCCCACUUCUCCGUUCUUUCCUGACCUUCCCGAAGUUUCCGUUUCCGAUCACACACACACCAUCGUCGUCGUCGUCGUCAUCGGCUUCUCUUAUCCGCUCGCUAUCCAGGCGAGUAGUCGACCAUUUGCAACUUUGACACGAUUUCCACUGCGACAACUUGAUUAGAAAUCGCUCGCCACAAGACAAUUAUUAUUGAUAUCGAUUAUUAUAAUUAGCGCAUUUGCACGAUUUUCCCGCGAAUAUCCCGUUGUUCAUUUCUCUAUUACAUGACGAUACAACGUUACGCCGUUUAGGUUUAGUGAUAAGAAACGAACGUCCGUGUGAAGGUAAGCUAGUUUUUAGAAUCAAGACGCGACGCGAAGGAUAUUCGUUUCGUAUCUAGAGUUUCCGAGACUCUUAUUGAAAAUUCUAGUUUCGUACCCAGACUUUCCAAGGCUCUUAUAAAAAAUUCUAGGAUAUGAAACUACUUCGAAAACUUUAGAGUUUACAAGGGUCUUAGGCUCUAAGAUUCUAAGGCUCUUAUUGCAAACCCCAGCUUUUCAAAUAAAAGGCCUUGUAAACUCUAGGUACGGAAAUACUUGGCAAACCCUAGAGUUUUCAAGACCCUCAUUACAAACCUGAAAAUUUGUAAUAACAUCCUUGGAGACUCUAGGUACGGAAAUAUUUCUCAAACCCUAGAGUUUCCAAGACUCUUAUUGCAAAACUUAGAGUUUUUUUUAAAUAAGAGACCUUGGAGACUCUAGGUACGGAAAUACUUUACAAAUCCUAGAGUUUCCAAGGCUCUCAUCACAAACCCUAAAGUAUCCAAGUGUUUGUAAAGCAAUUUCGUACCUAGAGUCUCCAAGACUCAUAUUACAAAUCCUAGGAUACGAAACGAUAUUCGUGCGGCACAUUUACGGUGAAAAGCGUGACGUGAACCCGAAUUGAGACUCAUUUGCCUCUCUUGUUUUUUUUUUAUAUAUGUAUAUAACCACUUCCGUUGUUUCACGACAAGUUUCGUGUCACGCUUCUCACUUAUAUCGGUGUGCUUAGGCCCCAGGGUACUUUAAGGACAACACGCAGAAGCGAGGAGGCAUCAGGGCGCUUCCGAGAAGAGCCCUUUUCUCAUGAGCUUCGCUCUCCUUUUUUCCAGCGCUCUCGCUUCUCAUAAAAAAAAAAUAAGACGUGUAUCGAUCCGAUCGAAACACAAGGACCCCUUUAAGAUUAGUUCAGUUGACGUGAUCUUCGCGAAUGAGGGAAGACUUUUGUUUGAAAGGGGGAAAUGGCAGAGGAAAAGGGCAAGGGUGGACCAAAAGGUGUUUUGAGUCAAUGUUGAUGUGUGAGAGUUAAGCGCAGAUAAGGUCGAAACGCAAGUUUGACAAUACGGUAUUUUUAUUAAUUAACAAAGGCGCCUCUGGAAAUUAUUCCAGGGAAGUGAUAUUUUCCUAUGGAAAACCGGAAGCGCCCUGAGCGAGGCUCGUUCGAAGACAGUAUUACGCGCAUUUUCCCUGUAUGAUAGAUAACCUCCUUUUCCUCGACACUUAGUUUAAUCGUUUUUGACGACGCGAACAAAUGGACGGAUGAAGUACGCCAAAUCCUCCAAGUAUCCUCUUCCUUCCCGUUAUGUUUUUUCUCUUCUUUACCAUUUUUUUUCUUUUUUUUUGUGUCUUCUUAUUUUCGUAGUAUCGUAGCAUGUAGCAAGUAUUGCAGUGAAGUAUAUCGCGUAAGAAUGUUUCUCUGUCUCUUUUUUUGCCUGUUAUUAUUAUUAUGUUUUUUUGGUUUGUUUUCUCACGCCCUUUACGUACACACAUCGCUCUCGAAUUAUCUCAAGGACGACCAAGUAAGGUAUCAACGACCAUGCUCGCGUUUCCCUAUCGAGCCUAGAGUAGUAAUAUAUUUUGUUGGAUGGGUCGUGAACCGGAUUUCGAUUGACCGAGUACCGACUUCAUGCGUGUUUACUAUUUACAUUAUUAUUAUUAUUAUUAUUAUUAUUAUUAUUAAUAUUAUUAUUGUAUUAUGAUUAUUAUUAUAUUAUUAUUAUUAUUAUUGUAUUGUCCCUAUCUUUUAUCAACUCGAGUGCGUUAUUAAGGCGCGAGUGUUACUGCUGAUUCUUCGCGAUCAAACCAAACGACUUUCCAUUAUACACGUAGCGUUAAAACUCGGCUGGCAUGCGACUUUUUCGAGUUCUAGGUUUUCUCAAUAGAUUCUCGGGGGACGUGACUAUGACGACUGGGCCACGGCCCGACAUAACUAUAUAUAAUUCCUCCUGCGGAACAUCCAGAAACGUAGUAAAUUAGAAUCAAAGACUUGGAGGUUCUGGGAUCUCAUACAUUUUUUACUUUAGACCCUCGAAGACACGUUUUAUUACAAAAUUUACUUUACAAACUCUAGGUACGGAAGUACUUUACAAAUUCUAGGGUUUCCAAGGCUCUUAUUACAAACCCGAAGGAUUUUGUGAUAAGAGUCUUGGAGACUCUAGGUGCGGAAAUAUUUUAGAAACCCUAAAGUUUCCAAGUGUUUGUAAAGCACUUUCGUACCUAGAGUUUCGAAGGAUCUUAUUAAAAAUCCCAGGAUACGAGACUACUUUACAAACCACAGAGUUCCCAAAGCUCUUAUUGCAAGCCCUAGAGUUCCCAAGUGUUUGCAACAAGAGCCUUGGAGACUCUAGAUACGGAAAUACUUUACAAACUCUAGAGUUUUCCUUAGAAACUCUAGGGUUUGUAAAGUAUUUCCGUACCUAGAGUUUCCAAGGUUUAUAAGUACGGUUUGUGAGGUCAGAGAUUCCAAGGUUUGUGAUUAGAUGCCUUGGAAACUCUAAGUACGAAAAUACUUUACAAUCCCUAAAGUUUCUAAAGUAUUUCCGUACCUAGAGCUUCCAAGGUUUGUGAGUAAGGUUUUCAAAAUUAUUUAAGGUUUGUAAUUAAAGGCUUUGGAAACUCUAGAUACGAAACUACUUUACAUACCCUAGAGUUUCCAAUUCUCUCGGUCAAAAGAUUACCUUCUGUUAUUCACAGGAUGUCUUUUUGACACAGUAUCCAUAAAACGUGUUUUUGAAGUAAUUCGAGACGGAAAAGGUCAUUUGUGGAUCUCAACAAUGGAUGUUCAGCGCCUCUUUCUGAGUGUACUUAUUCAUUAAUUCUCUACCCCGGAGAAUCUGCCAAAUAUGAUCGAUCGAUCGGUCGCAUUUUUAAAAAAACUUUCACGUCCUUAAGCGUAAAGUCGCGAUUGUGUAAAAUGAAGGGUUUAACGUUGAACUGAAUUUAACUUAACUAUGUAAAGAGAUAUCGCUAGAAUAUUGUCAAGACUAAUAUUGAUUAUCGGCGAAGAAAUUUUCCGCCCAAGAGGGCGAAAGGGAAGUAAAUUUUCGGAGAUGUGGAGACGCGUCAGACGCAGAGUUAGGUUGUUUUUUGUACGUAGUUUGUAGGAUUAUCACGCGAGGUCGUCACGAGCCAACUUUUGCACCCUCGACACGUUUUUUCCCCCUCUUCUCUUUCGACAGAUUUUUUUUUUGCGGGAUAGGCUAUCCUUUUUAGAAAACAGACGGAGCGGAGUGCAAUGUGUCCAGCCUCGCGUCGACCUCGCCGACUCGCGCGUCUUCACAUCCCCGCGAAAUUAUAUAUAUAUAUAAAAUAAAAAUAAACAAAUGUGUGGAUUAAGUUCGACGGUCGAUCGAUCAACGGACUUGUAUACUUGCCAGCGAACUAGACACAUUUCGCGACGCAUGAACUUCCCUACUUCAGCACGAUAUCAUAAAGAAAACGCGAAACAUGCGACAUUCUCUCUCUCUCUCUUUUGUAC